AUGUACUUGCAGUGGUUGAAAACAAGGGGUUCCAGCAGGCAUACACCAGAACAGAAACACGUUGGUCAGUUGAUCGAUUGCUUGCUUGAUCUUGCAUCAUCUUUCCCUUCUCCGAUUUGCAGUUGUCGAGUGAGAGGUUUCUCUCCCCACGAAGAUCAUGGCUGUACACAGAGCCAUUGCCCGUGGGAACUCAAGAGCAGCACUCCACCUCCAAGACCCUUCCUUGUAUACUACCACGAUACACAGUUGGUGUGA
Molecule: messenger RNA, 255 nt
Organism: Periconia digitata
Lineage: Eukaryota; Fungi; Ascomycota; Dothideomycetes; Pleosporales; Periconiaceae
Source: the annotation of a GenBank genome assembly